CCGUAGUAUUGGCCACUAGUACUAACCCAUCUCUGGCCCAAAUUUGUUAACCAGGCCCACAGCCUAUUUCCACCUAAUCCACCGAUCACCUGGCCCGAAAGUACUAGCCUACCUUCUUCUCGUCAGACGUAGAAUCUCAUUCCCAUUUCCCAUCCAUCGUCUGUUCGGGAAAGCCCGCAAACAGUUGCCGCCGACCGCCGUGCUGCCUGCCAUGGCGUCAGAGCAAGAUGCCCUCGCAUCUCCUCUCCUAUAAUUUUUUUUUUAAAUCUCCUCUAAAAAUAUUUGGCAGGCGUAAUAUCAAAUCAAUUAAAUCAAGCAGGUUGUUUGGAUGCUUAUCAGUAUCUAUGGAGUCCGUCGUCAUUCGACCUUCUCUGUUCUCUUGUUUUUCUUUCUUGGCCACUCUGUCUUGGGUCUUCUCUGUGGACCCAGAAAUGAGUAGUCAUAUACAUUGUUUGAACCAGAGAGCGACCCAGCCAUUGAAGCUCUUUGAUCCUUCUUGCUCUCUCGGUUGCUCCGCUCUUGAUUAGCUUCUCAAUCGAUUGAUUCGAUCCCCACCAUACAAAUAGGACGUCUGCAGUCUGAUCUCGUAAAGCCAUGGAUUUCUGGAGCAGCAAGAGUAGAAAAUGGUGGGCAAUGUUGUUGGGUCAGGGAGUUUCGUUAUGCCUUGCUCUCAGCGGCUUCAGCACUUCCCUUCUAGCUUCUCUGGGUGUUGAUGCGCCCAUAGCUCAGGGCUGCUUCAAUUACUUCACUUUGGCCUUGGUUUAUGGCGGCCUAUUGCUGCACCGACGCCAUAAACUGCAGGUUUCUUGGUAUUGGUAUCUCCUCGUAGCAUUUCUUGAUGUACAGGCCAGUUUUCUUCUGAACAAAUCGUACCAGUUUUCCUCAAUCACCAGCAUCACAUUGCUGGUUUGCUUUACCAUACCAUGGGCCAUCGUUCUAACUCGGGUGUUCCUGGGCACCCGCUACUCAAUCCUGCAGUUGGUUGGCUCAGCGCUUUGUGUACUUGGUCUUGCUCUAGUGCUCUUAUCAGAUGCUGAUGGCGGUGGAGGUGGCUCGAUGCCUCUUUUGGGCGAUACGAUCGUGAUUGGGGCAACAAUUUUGUUUGCCUUCGCCAAUGUUAGCGAGGAGUUCAUUGUGAAGGAUGGAGGCCAGAUUGAGAUGGAGAUGGAGAUGUUGUCGAUGAUGGGUGUUUUUGGGUUGCUAUUCAGUUUGGUUCAGCUAUCUGCAUUUGAGUUGCAGACUCUAGGGUCAGUGAACUGGUCUUUAGAUAUGAUAUGGGCCAUCUCUGGCUACACACUCUCAGUCUUUUGUUUAUACUCCAUGACUCCUUGGGUUCUCAAGUUGAGUGGAGCCACAAUGUUGAGUCUUUCCAGCCUGACUAGUAAUAUGUGGGCUGUUGUUAUUCGAACCUUUUUGUUCCACCAGAAGGUGGACCGGCUAUACUUUCUUGCCUUUGCAGUGGUGAUUCUUGGGUUAGCCAUUUACUCCACAAAUGAGAAGGCUCCAGUUUCUGAUCAUGAUUUAGAUGGUGCGAGUUCAUCGGGUACAGUAUGUCAAGGACUACUUGCAGAUGAAAAUGGAGCAGCAGUGGCUGGAAAUGAAGGUUCAUUUUUCCAUGAUCGUAAUAGUGAUGUGCAUAAAAGUUUCUUUUCGUAGUUAGUAGCGUAGAAAAUGGCUCUCUUCAUGGCAAAAAAUGUUAUUUUUCACAGAAUUGGUCGGGUUGAGAAGUUACAUGUACCACAACUUAGUGGCCGUGCUAAGUUAUAGUAUGUAGGAAGAUCCUUCUCCAAAUGGGUUCUGCAGUUGUCACACACUUUAUACACAAUUCAAUACCAUUAAUAGAGCAUUAUUCUAAUGCUACAUUUUUUAUUUCGUUGAUCCAUAGUUUGAUAACUUGCAUUGUUGAUCAUUUGACAAAGCUCGAUGAGGAUUACUAUUUGCAAAUCAGAGAGACAAUGCUAAGGAGAGAGAAAGGAAAGGAAACCAUUUCUUUGUUCCCUGCCUCCGCAUAAACAGAGUGCUCUGUUUUUCUUGUACUACUCUCAUCAUUUUUGCCAAAAUUGUCCUGUUACGCGGCUUGGCACUAGCCUAGACCAUUGUCCACCAUUUCUUGUGUUCCACCCAGAAAUAUGAAUGCUGAAAACUUCUCCGAGUAGACACAUUGGCGAUUCAGGGACCGAUCCUUUCUACGCUUACGAGGCUUAUCGUCGAUGAAUAAACAAUAGAUCAUUGUUUACUAUAGGGGUUCUCAAGUUCUCUUCCAGGAUCUCAAGUCCUGAAUUACUUCUCAAGUCCUGAAUUACUGCACAAUGAAUGAAGCUUGCUGGAAUAAACUGAGACCAUAUAAACAAUCCCCAGGUUGCCUUCUAGGAGCCGUCGUGCCAUCUAAGAACUCUCAAGUCUGCAUCUUGCUUCCGAAAAAAAAAAAGAAGGAUAAAGCACGUCUUGGGUUUAUAUACCUUACUGCAGAAUACGAUUCCUGAUCAUUCUCAAGUACCCUUCUAGUCCUAGGACAACAUCUAGCACUUCCAGUCCAUAAAAUACUGUGGAAAUGGGUGAACCGGUCAUGGAGCAUUGUUGUCACAUCAACAUCUUGCUUUCAGAACCAACAAGGAGUAGGGCAACACAAUUUCGGGCUCAGUGGUGGUAUACCAGUGUAGCACUACUUAUUUCUUAGUUCUUCUCUUAGACUCCAUUUAGGACUUCCACUCUAUGAAACUGCAGAAAACUAGCAAAUUUGAGGUGGGCGGAAGGGCAACUAGAACAUAAACAUUCUCAUCUCAAUUCACAUAGAACUGGACAUCACUUUCAGUUAGAACUGCACAUCCCCAAUCACGAUUUCGAUUUGAGGGAAGGAAACUAGAAUGAAUGAACAAAAUGAUCAUCUCAAUUCAAUUAUAAACCAAACCUAGACACACGUUUUAGCACCAUUGUUUGAAAGAGGGGCAGGCUAGAAUCAUUCAAUGAUCAUAUCUAAAAGUUCCCUUUUCCAAGCAAAAAGGCAAGGAAUCUGUUAUUGAUCAACUCAUAGUUCUAAUUUAGGGCACCAUUUAGGAAAUGGAAGAACAGUUUGAGUUGAUCAAUAACAAGUAAAAGGCUGG
Messenger RNA from Linum trigynum, 3101 nucleotides. NCBI's taxonomy places the organism in Eukaryota, Viridiplantae, Streptophyta, Magnoliopsida, Malpighiales, Linaceae. The record is from the annotation of a GenBank genome assembly.